Messenger RNA from Neodiprion virginianus, 666 nucleotides. Its product is annotated as cytochrome b5-like. NCBI's taxonomy places the organism in Eukaryota, Metazoa, Arthropoda, Insecta, Hymenoptera, Diprionidae. Gene Ontology annotation, molecular function: heme binding. Gene Ontology annotation, cellular component: intracellular membrane-bounded organelle; membrane. The record is from RefSeq and is a predicted model, not a curated record. The coding region runs from base 144 to 509 and encodes 121 amino acids. The transcript has 4 exons.
GAAAUUCUUGACAGUUGGUCGUGAGCGGUAAGUGAGGCAACAACGGACGUCAAAGUAACGAUUACAAAGAUUGCUAUAUUCCUUGGAUUGUAGAUUAUAGAACAUAUACCCAGAUAUUACCCCCCCCCACGGAUAGGAAGAAAAUGGCUGGAAACGGCGUGUUCACGCUGAAAGAAGUUAACGAUCAUCGGGGAAGAGAAUCGUGCUGGAUUGUCGUCGACGGGAAAGUCUACGACGUUACCAAGUACUUGGACCAGCAUCCAGGCGGAGAUGAGGAGAUUCUGAACAAAUCUGGAACCGACGCUACGAAGGCUUUCGCUGAGGUCGGACAUUCCAGCGACGCUAAGGAAAUAUUGGGAACACUGUUGAUCGGACAUUUGCAUCGAGACGACGUCAAGGCAUCCGCCUGGAAGAACUACUCACUACCUUGGUCAAGAAUCGCUGUGGUGGCUGCUGUUCCAGUAGCCGCCAUCCUGGUCGCUUCGUUUGUUCAUUUCAACCGAAAGUGAGAAGACGAGUUCAUCAUUCCGCGUCAAGGCAUUCAACGAUAUACGUGUCGUUUCGAACUCGCGAUCGAAUGAAAUAAUGUUAGCGAUAAUUUGCUACACGUCAAAUUCGCUGUCCUGCAAUAAAUAUUCAGCCAAUAAACGUUAUAAUAUUCUAUAA